This is a messenger RNA of Hymenoscyphus albidus, 1849 nucleotides long. NCBI's taxonomy places the organism in Eukaryota, Fungi, Ascomycota, Leotiomycetes, Helotiales, Helotiaceae. The record is from the annotation of a GenBank genome assembly.
CGCACAACCUUUACGCAGGAGGGCUGGGUAGACUGGUAGAGGACUCUAUCCCAUCCAUCCACUCUUGCCGCAUAAAUACCAGUACAAGGCUGCAGAAAGGCAGCCCAAUCCAUCACCACGUCUUCCCCUCUCGGCACUCUCCUUUUCUCUUCUCUACCCCUCCAUUUUUCCAGGCGCGCAGCAAGAACUGCCUCCUCCCUCCCACACCACCAAAGCCCGCUUAGCUGCACGGUUUUCCUCGCCCUCACCCUCACCACCACACGAAGCUACGCCAAAAAGAAGAAGAUGGGCCCAAAGAAGGCGGUCGAGGAGAAGAAGCUCCUCUUGGGAAGACCCAAAAACAAUCUUUCCACCGGCAUCGGUAGGUCUUCUGCAGCGGCAGGAGCGACGCAGAAAUGGAUGCUAACGCUGCUCUCCAGUCGGUCUCGCAAAUGUGGGAAAGUCGACGCUCUUUCAAGCCAUCACCAAAUGCUCCCUCGGAAACCCCGCUGUAAGUAGUGCACAGUGCCAUGCCAACGCAUAUCCCGAUUAGGCUAGCUCCAAUCUAAUUUUCUUCUUAAUGCAGAAUUUUCCCUUCGCGACCAUCGAUCCUGAAGAGUCUCGUGUCAUUGUCCCCGACGAGAGAUACGAUUGGCUUUGCGAAAAAUACAAUCCCAAGUCUCGAGUACCAGCACAUCUGACCAUCUACGAUAUCGCCGGCUUAACCAGAGGCGCUUCCAAAGGUGAAGGUCUGGGAAAUGCUUUUCUGUCGCACAUCCGUGCUGUCGAUGCCAUCUUUCAGGUAGUUCGAUGCUUCGAUGAUGCCGAGAUUAUUCACAUCGAGGGUGAUGUCGACCCCGUUCGGGAUUUGACCAUCAUCAGCGAGGAAUUGCGUAUCAAGGAUAUCGAGUUUGUGGAAAAGGCUCUCGAGGCAUCCAAGAAAUUAACCCGCAGAGGUGGCCAGAGUCUGGAGAUGAAAAAACUUCUUGAUGAAGAGGCUUGUAUCGAAAAGGUUCUUGCUUUACUCAAGGAUGGAGGCGACGUCCGAAAGGGUACCUGGUCUACAAAAGAGGUAUGCUCAAACUUUUCUUUCAACCCUCCCACCACCUUUUCAUGAUGACAAAGGGCCAUGAGGCCUGAAUAAUCCCAGCUCGUCGAGCUACCUCACAUAUAAACGCAGAGGUAGCAUGAGAGAAGAAACCCGAUCUGAACCACACCAAUCUAUUUACACAAUUAUGAAUCAUUGCCUAUACAGCUUGCUGACCAUAUCAAAUAGAUUGAGUACAUUAAUCCCCUCUUCCUCUUGACCGCCAAACCAGUCGUCUACCUCAUCAACUUGAGCGAGAAAGAUUACAUUCGAAAGAAGAACAAGCAUCUGCCCAAGGUGAUGGAGUGGAUCAAGGCGAAUGCCGCUGGUGACCCUAUUAUGCCCAUCUCCAUCUGUCUCGAGGAGCGUUUGACGCAAUUUGAGACUGAGGCUGAAGCAAAGGAGGAGUGUAAGAAACUUGGUGUUGAGUCCGCUUUACCAAAGCUCAUCACUACCAUGCGAAAGUCUUUGCACUUGGGAAGUUUCUUCACUACCGGUACCGAUGAAGUCCGACAGUGGACCAUCAGAACUGGCACCAAGGCACCACAAGCUGCCGGCGUCAUCCAUGGUGAUUUUGAAAAGACCUUUAUCCAAUGUAUUGUCUACAACUUCUCGACCUUGAAGGAAUUAGGCGAUGAAGCUGAGAUUAAGGCAAAGGGAAAGGUCAUGACCAAGGGUAAGGACUAUGUGGUUGAGGAUGGUGAUAUCAUAUUGAUCAAGGCUGGUGCUGCCAAGGGUUAAGUAAAAUAAAUCACAAAAGCAUAGCAAAUCAUAUUUCUCGCC